AUGGGGACCAAGCUACUGAUGAGUACCGCUUUUCACCCAGCUACUGAUGGGCAAACUGAGAGAACUAUUCAGACAUUGGAAGACAUAUUUAUCGAGGACACCGUGAAGCAAGUCAGGUUAAUUCAGGAAAAGAUAAGAGCCGCCCAAGAUCGACAGAAAAGCUAUGCCGAUUUGAAGAGGAGGGAUGAGGAGUACGAGGUUGGAGAAAGCGUCUUACUCAAAGUUUCUCCGACAAAAGGGGUAAUGAGGUUUGGAAAGAGAGGCAAGCUAAGCCCAAAGUACAUUGGACCCUAUAAAAUUUUGACCAGGGUUGGCAAGGUGGCUUAUCGUUUAGAGUUACCUAAUGAGUUAAGCAAGGUACAUAAUGUCUUUCAUGUGUCACAAUUGAGGAAGUAUAUUGCAGAUUCUUCUCAUGUGUUGCAGCCUGAAUCUAUCGAAUUGGAUGAGACCUUAACCUAUGAGGAAAGACCGAUUAAGAUCCUAGAUAGCAAAGUCCGUAGUACUAGAAACAAGGAUGUAAAGUUAUUGAAAGUUCUUUGGUCCAAUCACAAAACCGAGGAAGCGACUUGGGAGGCUGAGGACGAAAUGCGUAGAAAGUACCCAGAGUUGUUCAUUGAGGGAGCUUUGAUAAUCUUACUCAAGGAGUUUCAUGAUGUGUUUGUGUAUAGUUUUGAAGAGAUGCCUAGAAUUGAUCCUGAGAUAGUUGUUCACUGA
Beta vulgaris subsp. vulgaris (sugar beet) is the source of this 714-nucleotide messenger RNA. RefSeq lists its product as uncharacterized. The record is from RefSeq and is a predicted model, not a curated record. Bases 1 to 714 code for a protein of 237 amino acids. NCBI's taxonomy places the organism in Eukaryota, Viridiplantae, Streptophyta, Magnoliopsida, Caryophyllales, Amaranthaceae. The transcript has 3 exons.